GCGUCCUGUCAUUUCCGGUCUAGGGACUGAGGCUGAUGUUUUCGCUGGAGUAACCAGGCCUGAAUGUGUAGUUAGCUGAAGGAUUUCGUUUCUGCUCUGUUGUUUUGGGUUGUAAUUGUUUUUUUUUUUAACGAACGGGUCAAUUUAUCACCCAGGUCUCUACUGAUUCACUUUUGAGAGAGGAAGCGAAUUUGUGUGAAGAUGCCUGAACGAGAGACGGAGCUCUACUCCAAUCCCCUGGCUCCGGACGGCCAUGAGGUGGAGGAUCACCGGUCAGCACUCCAAUCCAAGCUGACCAAUGAAGACUUCCGUAAACUUUUGAUGACCCCUCGGGCCACACCCUCUUCUGCUCCCCCUUCAAAAUCCAGACAUCAUGAGAUGCCACGGGAGUAUAAUGAGGACGAAGAUCCUGCAGCACGCAGGAGGAAGAAGAAAAGUUACUAUGCCAAGCUGCGGCAACAGGAGCUCGAGCGGGAGCGGGAACUUGCAGAGAAAUACCGUGAUCGUGCCCGUGAGCGUCGUGAUGGUGUAAACAAGGACUAUGAGGAGACCGAGCUCAUCAGCACCACGGCCAACUACAGGGCGGUGGGGCCAACUGCUGAGGCUGACAAGUCAGCAGCUGAGAAGAGGAGGCAGCUGAUCCAGGAGUCCAAGUUCUUGGGUGGUGACAUGGAGCACACUCACUUGGUGAAAGGGUUGGAUUUUGCCCUGCUGCAGAAGGUAAGGGCUGAAAUCACAAGCAAGGAAAAAGAAGAGGAAGACAUGCUGGAAAAAGCGCAGAAGGAAGUCAAGAAAGAUGAAGAUCCAGAGCAGAAAAUUGAGUUUAAGACCCGCCUGGGCAGGAACACCUACCGCAUCCUGUUCAAGAGCCGUCAGAAUGAGCGCAACGAGCUCUUCCUGCCGGGCCGCAUGGCCUACGUGGUGGACCUGGAGGACGAGUACGCUGACACAGAUAUCCCCACUACACUUAUCCGCAGCAAGGCCGACUGCCCCACUAUGGAGGCCCAAACCACUCUCACCACUAAUGACAUUGUCAUUAGCAAACUGACCCAGAUCCUGUCCUACCUGCGGCAAGGGACACGUAACAAGAAAAUGAAGAAAAAGGAAAAAGGUAAACUUGAUGACAAAAAGCCUCCAGAAGCUGAUAUUAACAUCUUUGAUGACAUUGGAGAUUACAUCCCUACUGCAUCCAAGCCUAUUCGUGAGCGAGAGAAGGAGCGUUACCGUGAAAAGGAUCGAGAGCGGGACCGAGAGCGUGACAGAGAUCGGGAUCGCGAGGAUGACAAGAGACGCCACAACUACUUUGAGAAACCCAGAGCAGAUGACGAGGCUCUUGAGAUUGAAAAAGGUCCAGGGUCAGUGAAAGACCAAAUCAAGCUGAUUAAUGAGAAGUUCGCAGGACAGGCAGGUGCUCAGUGGCAGAGCCAGGAGACUGCUGGGUCACGCCGUGAAGAGAAAAAGCAUGUUGGGGACUUCUUUGGCAUGUCCAACAGUUAUGCUGAGUGCUACCCUGCCACGAUGGAUGACCUUGCUGUGGACAGCGAUGAAGAAGUCGACUACAGCAAGAUGGACCAGGGCAACAAGAAGGGUCCCCUUGGUCGGUGGGACUUUGACACGCAGGAGGAGUACAGCGAUUACAUGAACAACAAGGAAGCACUGCCAAAGGCUGCUUUCCAGUAUGGGAUUAAGAUGUCCGAGGGGCGGAAGACUCGACGUUUCAAGGAGACCAAUGAGAAGGCAGAGCUGGACCGACAGUGGAAGAAGAUCAGUGCUAUCAUCGAGAAGAGGAAGAAGAUGGAGGCUGACGGGGUUGAAGUGAAGAGGCCCAAGUACUGAAGAACCUGCAAGUGUUUUUUUUUUUUUUUUUUUCUCCCCCCUUCUUUUUUCCCCCCUCUCCCAUUAAUGCAUCUUUUUAAUAAGUUUGAUAGAUUAUUUACCAGUACAUAGUUCAAACUCUAAGACUUUGUAUGGUAGCAUUUUGUUUGUACCUGGAAAAAAAGUCUAGUUCUCCAUAUUGUCUUAUGGACUUUUUAUAUAAUUAUA
Messenger RNA from Scleropages formosus (Asian bonytongue), 2043 nucleotides. It is a transcript of the gene ik, whose product is annotated as IK cytokine. NCBI's taxonomy places the organism in Eukaryota, Metazoa, Chordata, Actinopteri, Osteoglossiformes, Osteoglossidae. The coding region runs from base 202 to 1836 and encodes 544 amino acids. The transcript has 20 exons. The record is from RefSeq and is a predicted model, not a curated record.